This is a messenger RNA of Cylicocyclus nassatus, 837 nucleotides long. The record is from the annotation of a GenBank genome assembly. Lineage: Eukaryota; Metazoa; Nematoda; Chromadorea; Rhabditida; Strongylidae.
AUGAGAUCAUGUUACGCGCUGUAUCAGACUAAAAUUCUAGGAAAGUGGUAUAGCUGCAAUCGGAUAAUACUCGGCAUGAACUUCCUCUGCAUUUGGUUGUUACCCAUACUGUCGGCACUACUGUGUAUAGGUGGUACCAUAAGCGGCCAUUUCACUAAAUUCUCUGACUACUUCAACUCAUCAAUCGCUGUUCCGUAUAUUGGUAAUUUCACAGAAUCUUACCCGGCAAGUGCGCUAUUCGCACAACUUCUCAACAUGUCCGCCUUUUUCUAUAUCCUUACAUUCUGUGCGGUCCAUCUACAAGUAGUCGAAUUCUAUGGUCACAGCCUACAUUGGAGAAAGGGGUGGUGGUACAUAACGUCAUUACUGAUACUGAUUGCUGGACUUGCCGGCGCAUUCGGCUUGACACUGGCUGCUAAUUUUUGUUAUUCAGAAGGAGAUGGGAAUGUUCACCUCGUAGGAACUGCUUUGGCAUUUGUUGGAAUGCUGCUUUACGGAUGGGGGCAUGUGAUUGCCAGUUAUGCACGGGUUCCUCGACUUGUUCAUGUAGCAGUGUGUCAUUUCCGAAGCUUGCUGAUGCUUAUCAUCACUGCCGCGUUCGCAUUCAAUAUCAUUGUUCAUUAUAAAAACGACAAGAAGCAGGACGAAACGACUGAAAAAAUUGCAGCAAUCAGUGAAUGGGGAGUAAUGCUCGUAAUGCAAAUUUUUGUAAUAACGCUUGUGUCCGAAUUAAGGUUGUGCACAGCUAAAUGGCUGUGGUUUCAACCCCCGUCGUUGUAUUCUGUCAAUUUUUUUUGCUACCUGAAGUAUGUUACCUGCAGUGUGUUUUUUCUCUGA